Macadamia integrifolia is the source of this 1120-nucleotide messenger RNA. Its product is annotated as ER membrane protein complex subunit 6-like. Bases 386 to 742 code for a protein of 118 amino acids. Gene Ontology annotation, cellular component: membrane; EMC complex; endoplasmic reticulum. NCBI's taxonomy places the organism in Eukaryota, Viridiplantae, Streptophyta, Magnoliopsida, Proteales, Proteaceae. The record is from RefSeq and is a predicted model, not a curated record. The transcript is spliced from 5 exons. Gene Ontology annotation, biological process: autophagosome assembly; protein folding in endoplasmic reticulum.
UCCAGUCUCGGUCGGGUUAAUCGGGUCGGGCACGGAUUGACACCCCUGCCGGCUACUGGUAUCUGUGCGAGUGUUACUGAUGAUAUUGUCCGUCUUCUCGUCACAACCCUUUCGAUCAAUACAAGACGCAGAGAGAUGUUUUCCUCCUUAUUCCGUUCGAAACCCGUGUUUCGAUCCCUGUAGGUACGAGAUCUCUCCCUCUCCCACAUUCUCUCAUUUCCGUUUUUGUUCCUAUCUUCUUCCCCGGCGAUUUGUUUCCUGCUUUCUUUCUUCGCUAAUCACAGAUUUGCUACUUCUCCGUUUUUACUUCUUCGGUGAUCACAGAUUUGGUUCUUCUCCGGCCUUACUGCUUCAGUAAUCACAAGAUAUAGACGAGGUACAAGUAAUGGCCGGACAUGAUGAUUCAGUGGCUUCUGGUAAGAAGUCAAGUGAUGCUGACAUACCAUCCUUCCAUGCUGAGAACCUGCAAAACAACAAUAAGAUAAUCUGUUACAGUCGAACUUUCUUGUCCAUCGUUGGUGGAGUUAUUGCUGGAAUUUUGGGAUUCACCGGCUUGACAGGCUUUGUAUUUUAUAUUCUCGUCAUGGCAAUUACUUCUCUUGGACUUGCAGCCAAGGCAAAGUUCUCCAUUUAUGCAUAUUUUGAUUCCUGGAAUCGAAUCAUACUUGAUGGUUUUCUGGGCGGGCUAAUGUCAUUUGUGUUGUUCUGGACAUUUGCAUACGACAUUGUCCAUAUAUUCUGAGGGAGUGUGACUGCAAAACAGAGCUACCCACUGCACGGAAGGAGAUGAACGCUUGCUUGCUCCAUUGCCUGCGAUGAUGUGCUUCUGUAAUACCUCAGGUUGAGGAUUCUAAAGAAUCUUCUUGGUUUCCUCCUAUUGCUUUAUUCUUUUCUUUACAUCCUUUUGUUUUCUCAGUGCCCCUUAUGGGUAAGAUUUCAUCGAUAUGCCUCAAUUGGAUUAAAUUGUAUCAUAUGUGCUCUUUAAAAUUUUUGGUUUUCCUCCGUGGUUGUUAUAUGAUUUUAUAGCCAGUCUGAACAUCACUGACUAGGAUACAAUGAAUUUGUAACCUUAUUCACAAUUCCUCUAUUUUAUUGGAAGUGCUUUGGAUGUUCACAUGAA